Messenger RNA from Trematomus bernacchii (emerald rockcod), 746 nucleotides. RefSeq names its product general transcription factor IIA, 2 (gene gtf2a2). The record is from RefSeq and is a predicted model, not a curated record. The transcript has 4 exons. Gene Ontology annotation, biological process: transcription initiation at RNA polymerase II promoter; RNA polymerase II preinitiation complex assembly. Lineage: Eukaryota; Metazoa; Chordata; Actinopteri; Perciformes; Nototheniidae. Gene Ontology annotation, cellular component: transcription factor TFIIA complex. The coding region runs from base 158 to 493 and encodes 111 amino acids. Gene Ontology annotation, molecular function: TBP-class protein binding; RNA polymerase II general transcription initiation factor activity.
UCCAAACCUCGAUGCGCUUAUAUUUAGAAAAUAACCGGAAGUCGUCUCCCCGCUCGCUUGUUGUGGAGGGAAGCUGUUAGCAUCGUUAGCUCCGUUAGCUCUGUGUGUUUGAGAGAGAGUUUACUGAAGUUUUUUCUUGUCAUAUAUCAUCUCCAUCAUGGCGUACCAGCUGUACAGAAACACCACUCUGGGAAACAGUCUCCAGGAGAGUCUGGACGAGCUCAUUCAGACUCAACAGAUCACCCCUCAGCUCGCUCUCCAGGUUCUCCUUCAGUUUGAUAAAGCGAUCAACACGGCGCUCGCCAACCGCGUCCGAAACAGAGUGAACUUCAGGGGUUCUCUGAACACGUACCGGUUCUGCGACAACGUGUGGACGUUUGUUCUGAACGACGUGGAGUUUCGGGAGGUGACGGAUUUGGUGAAAGUCGACAAAGUGAAGAUCGUCGCCUGUGACGGAAAGAGCGAGUCGACGCAGAACAAGAGCGACAAAUGAAUUUCUCUUUGUCGACGGAGCCGCAGACGGACCUGGACUGUACAUAUAAUUUAUUACAGCAGUCACAGUGUGUGUGUGUGUGAGAGAGUGUGUUUGUGUGUGUGAGAGAGAAAGAGACAAAGUGUGUGUGUUUGAGCGGACCAGUCACUGUACCUGCAGCAAUUUUUUUUUUAUUAUGAGUUAACAGGAUUUAGUUUUCAGUUUGCUGUUAUUAUUGAGCUGAUCUUCAAUAAAACUUUAUUUAAAACACAAA